CGGAGAGACUGUGAGGGAUUAUCCAGAUCUUCAUUUGUGGAGGUCACGUGAGGCCGCGCCGCGGGGACCACCGAGAUGGGCCGCUUCCGGAAGGCCUAGAGGGGCGUUCGACGCCCGUGCUCGGUUCCGUAUCGGCUUUCGGAGACUCACCUCUUGGGGUUUUGAGGGGAACAGGCUUGGUUCAGGCGAGUUCUUCCUGCUAGUCUCGUCCGGCGCCAGCUUCCUCGCUUUCCUUAGCGAUUCGUCAGCACUCCGCCCCUGAACUCGCCUCUCUGAACCGGUGCUCGGGUGUCUGGGCCUCGCAGAAGCCGCCGAGGUGGCUGCGGGGCCUCCUAGAGCCCUGGUCAAGUCCCUUGCUCACCGAGGCGUGAUCCUCUUUUUUGUCCUAAAGAAGUUGGCCCAACUGCCUCCUGUGCCCGGUACCGAAGUUUCUGAUAUUUGGGGUCUCCUGCUUCCUUGGGUGGAGAACCCGUUGGGGUCUCCUGUCAUCAUCACCCACUGGAACACUUGAGUAUUUUAGCUCAAUCCAGAUCCAGCUACCCCUGUCUCCCUUCUCCAAAGGCACCCUUUUUGGGGUCAAUGUCAUGGUUCCUCUAAGCGCUUUUUUAGGUUUUUGCUUGUUCAGACCCAGCACUGUAGGGACGGGAUUCGUCUUGGAUCCCUAGGUCCGCUCAAUGUGAAAGGGCCCCGGAACGCUCUUGGGCAGAGCAGGCAGGUGGUGGAUUGUCCCGAGGACCAGGCAGUGCAAUUUAUGAGGGUUUGGGGCGAUCAGCCAGAGCAGGGCUGAUAGAGCCUCCUGCCAGUGCUCGAAAGGAAAAGACGGAAGACUGUAGGCGGCUGUGGGUGACGUAGCACAGGGACUAUUGCACUCAUGGCUCUUCUUCUCUUAGCUUUUAAGGUUCUUGCUCUUCCAAACCCAGAAGACAGUGCACGGAGCCAGGGAACAUCAGCCAUGCUCCAAACCACUUGGCCUCAGGAGCCAGUGACCUUUGAGGAUGUGGCCGUGUACUUUACCCAGAACCAGUGGGCCAGCCUGGAGCCUGUGCAGAAGGCCCUGUACAGGGAGGUGAUGCUGGAGAAUUAUGCAAAUGUGGCUUCCCUGGCACUUCCAUUCCCUACACCUGUUCUGAUCUCCCAGCUGGAGAGAGGGGAAGCACCAUGGGGCCCAGAUCCCUGGGAAGCAGAGAUUUUGAGAGGCAUCUGUCCAGGUGGUGAGUCCUGGACUAAGACAGAAGAGCCAAUGGUAAAGCAGGAAGCCCCUGAAGAAACAGAGGUGCACAGCAUGCCAGUGGGAGGGCUUUUCAGAAACGUGUCUCAGCACUUUGAUUUUAAAAGCAAGGCACCAUGGCAGACUUUCAGUCUGAAUCCCAAUCUAAUACUUCGAGGUGGAAUGAAGUUCUACGAGUGUAAAGAAUGUGGGAAGAUCUUCAGAUAUAACUCAAAGCUCAUUCGGCAUCAGAUGAGCCACACUGGGGAGAAGCCCUUCAAAUGUAAGGAAUGUGGCAAAGCUUUCAAGUCCAGCUAUGACUGUAUCGUACACGAGAAAAAUCACAUUGGCGCAGGACCCUAUGAAUGUAAGGAGUGUGGCAAAGGUCUGAGCUCCAACACAGCCUUGACCCAGCAUCAGCGGAUCCACACGGGCGAGAAGCCCUAUGAGUGUAAGGAGUGCGGCAAGGCCUUCCGUCGGAGCGCAGCCUACCUUCAGCAUCACAGGCUACACACUGGGGAGAAACUCUAUAAAUGUAAGGAAUGUUGGAAAGCUUUUGGGUGUAGGUCACUGUUUAUCGCCCACCAGAGAAUUCACACCGGGGAGAAACCCUACCAGUGUAAGGAGUGUGGCAAGGCGUUCACCCAGAAGAUUGCUUCCAUUCAACAUCAGAGAGUUCACACCGGAGAGAAGCCUUAUGAGUGUCAGGCAUGUGGGAAAGCCUUUAAGUGGUACGGCAGCUUUGUUCAGCAUCAGAAAUUGCACCCCGUGGAGAAGAAGCCUGGCAAGGCUCUCGGGCCGUCCCUGCUGUGUCCCCAGGGCCCCUCUUCAGCCUUAGCUAACAUGCCUUUCCAGGGCCCCUGCUCUGCUCCAGCUGUGGCCAUGCCUUCACUGGCCUUGCCACACGCCGUCCUCAUUCCUGCCUCCAGGCCCGUGUUAAUGCUGCUGCCCGCCUCUGGAGUCCCUUCUUCUCCUGUGCAAAUAGUACGAGUCUUCCAGGGUCUUCCUCCCACUGUGAAGCCUUCCCCAGUUAUUCUGACCCCUUCUCUUCAACCCUCGUGAGCUCUGUCUUGGCACUUCUCUGGCUGUUACACACAGCAGAUCUCCAACCUAACUUAAGCUUGAUUUGUGGCUUUUACACCGUAUGUGUGUUAACGACUGUUUCGGCAUAAGCGCCAUUGUAAUCGAGAUAUAUUUAAAGACUGUGCUUGUAUGAUAUUUUCUGUUUAUUUCUGGGUAGAAAAUGGAAAUACUUGACCUUCAUUUUGGUCCCUUUCAGACUUGAACAGUAACGGCUGUGUCUGCAUUGUGGGGCUGCUGGUGGUCGAAGUGCUAAUAGGACGCUUUGGUGAAUUAGGGACGUUUGAGAGAGAGGACAUCCCUGUAUUAGGUCCCUGUGAUUAGAGAGAAGCAGCCUGGGAGAAACAGAGGAGGCAUUUAAGACCUGUCAGAGUUGAGAAUUGGAAUGAGCUUCCAACCAUAGCCUUUAGAAAUGAAUGCAGAUUGUUCAGUGGGUGAAGGUGUGGUGUAUUCAUGCAGUUGAAGUUGGGUUGCUAUUGACACAGCUCAUUGAGGAUCUUGUACGUCUCUGCAAAAGAUCAUUUGAAAUAACCAGUUUAAAAAAAAAGAAAGCAUACAGUGAUAACAAUCAUUUAUAUGAUGAAUAGCAAUCAUGUCUUUAAACAUGAAGUUUUUUUUUUAAUCUUUGGUUUUGCUCUGAUAUCUAGAUGUUUCCUUGUAACUUUGGUUUCAUAAGUAAAUAUACACCAAGGCAUUCAUCUUUGCUCCAUCUGUUGCAUAAAUUUUUCUUGGUGUGCAUUCUGGUUUCCUGUUUGCAAGCACUGGUUUCUACAUUGACUUUUCUCCAAAUUGUAAACAUGAACUUUGGCAAAUUACUAAAGAAAUAGGAGCAACCGAUUUGGGGGAAAUCUGAAUAUGCCUGCAGAAUUGUAUUUUAGGAAUAAAGAGGGCUAUGUAACGGGUCAGUGGUUAAGCUUAUGUGACAGGUUAGUGAAGUGGAAUUUUGGAUUGCUCUUGCUUUUGACCUUAGGUGAGAAUCUUUUAUAACUGUGCAAAGGACUGUGUGAAGUAAUUCCUGGAAAAAGAACUUGAGUUAUGCAUUACAGGCACACCUUGUUUUAUUGCACUUCACUUUAUCCAUUUCGCAGAUAACUUGUUUUUUACAAAUUGAAGGUUUGUGACAAAACUGCAUUGUUGGAUAAUGGUUAAGAGUUUUUAGCAAUAAAGUAUUUUUUAAUUAAGGUAUGUUCUUUUUUUUAGACAAUGCUAUUACAUAUUUCAUAGACUAUAGUGUAAACAACUUUUAUAUGCACUGGGAAACCAAAAUAUUUGUGUGGCUUGCUUUCUUGCUAUAUUUGCUUUAUUGUGGUGGUCUGGAACUGAACCAGAAGUAUCUCUGAGGUCUGCCUGUAUUAGCACUAAUAUAAAGUAAAUCCUUAAAUGUUGAUGGAAGGGGCCAUAACAUUUUUUUAAAGUUGCUUUUGCUGUCUACAUGUGUCUCCAUUGCAGUUAACAGAAAAACCUUUACAUUAGUGGUUCUUAAAGUUUACCAUGUGUCCGAAUAAGCUGGUGUAAAAAGAGUAAUUUUCUGGCCAAACUCUCAGAGAUUCUGAUUUUGGAUAUCCAUGGUGAUGCCCAGACCUUUAGUGUGGACCACACUUUGAGAGAGGUACCUUGAGCAGCAUAUGCCUGGGGGGUGUACCUUGAUAAAGGGCUUGCCCUAUUUCACAGUGAUCUUCAGGAGAGAAACCUCUAAAAGUAGUUUAGGUGGUGAGAGUUUUAGAAGAAAAGAGAAAAGUAAGUGAAAUUUGUUCUGUAGGGAAAAAAAGGGGGCAAAGAGAACUGAUGUAGCUUAUGAAGAGUUCUUGAGGUCUCCACUGCCAGAAGGUUCGUGGGGUUGACAUUGGUUACCUUUUGCUGUUUUUGUGCUUUAUUUGCAUGUUGGAUGAAAGAAUGAGGAAAAUUUUUUUCUUAUAUAAAGUUAGUACACUUCAAACCAGCUCUUGGGUUAAAGAGAGCGCAAAGUGAAAGCUGCAGAUGAUUUAGAACUGAACAACAGUAAGAAUAGAUCAUAGCAGGGUCUAGGGGAUGUGGCGAAAGGUGGUACUUGGAGCAGUGUUUACAGUCUUGGAUGCAUUCUUUAGAAAAUGAGUUUGAAGGCUUGCAAUUCAGAAUGUUGGGGUGGGCAGCGGGAUGGUGGUGGGAAACAAAAAAAAUUAACCAAAAACUAAAAACCAAGCAAACAGACCAGCAGCCCCCUUCCCAAUAAACUUAGAAAUAAGAUACACAGCAGAGUUUGGUGUUUGUUUAUUUAUUUAUUUACUUAAUUUAUUUUUGGCUGCAUUGGGUCUUAGUUGUGGCAUACAGGAUCUUCAUUGAGGCAGGCGGGAUCUUUCGUUGUGGCACGGGCUUCUCUCUAGUUGUGGCAUGUGGGUUUUCUCUUCUCUAGUUGCGGUGUGCAGGCUCCAGGGCGCGUGAGCUCUGUAGUUGUGGUGUGCAGGGUCCAGAGCGCGUGGGCUCUGUAGUUUGCAGCACGCACGCUCUCUAGUUGAGGCGCACGAGCUCAAUAGUUGUGGCGCGCACGGGCCUAGUUGCCCCGCGGCAUGUGGGAUCUUAGUUCCCUGACCAGGGAUUGAACCUGCAUCCCCUGCUUUGUAAGGCGGAUUCUUUCCCACUGGACCACCAGGGAAGUCCCCAGGGUUUGGCAAAGAUGGCAGUUGAACAUGUUAGCAUUUACACCCUCCUGAAACUCCACUAAGAUAGUAAAGAGUUUAAAAAUUAAAAAGCAUAAACUCAGAAGAACAAUGAAAAUAAGCUGAUGACAACAUUUUGGAAGCUCAAAAUCAGGUGAAAGAGUUGUGACUUUUAGCAGAGCUCUGAAAGGUAAAUCCUAAGCCACAUUGCAGGAAGCUGAGCAGCACCCCCAUGUGGCAGAAUUACCAGAAAGGCUUAGGAACUGAAGAUUCAGAAACCUCUGGAAGAAGGGGAUGCUGGUGGGGUGAAGAACAGGAAAAUUGGCUAAAAGUCUUUAAGAAGAACUUAGAUUCCCGGUCACUUCCCCACCUCUCUCUUCUCUGGAGCAGUGUAGCAGGAAUUUUGAAUGUUGGGGAACCACACUGAAUGUUAGGUCCUUCUCUGUCACCCCCUCACCUACUCCUGGUUCUAUCCAGAACCUGCUAAUAGACUUGUGCACCUUCUAGGCUGGAAAUCAGAACUUUCUUUGGGAGAUCUGAUCAAGUCAAGUGAAGAGACCAGUGAUUCCUCAGUAAAAUAGCUCCACACAGAAGUGCCAACUGUGCACGCAGAACUUCUCACCAGCUUUUUGACGCUCCAUUUUUAAAUAUAAGAAAAAAGCCAAGGAUAUGAAAAAGGCUGAAGCGGGGGGAAAAAGCCCUAGUGAAACAGACUAUGCAGUAAGAAGAAAAUUUAGCAUCCUAAGGUUACAGAAGAUGUUUGCAACUAACCCUGAGGCAAUAGAUUGCUGAAAAAAAGGAAAAUUCAGAGAACAAAAAAGAACUCUUGAAAACAAAGUUGAUAUCAGAAAUGAGACACUCAGUGUCAGCAUUGGAAAAUAAAGUCAAGGGAAUCACCCAGAAAGUAUAACAAGAAGAGGUGAAAGUGGUAAAAAGAGGUCCAGGAUAGGUGACCUAAUAGUUAAGUAGGCAGUAAAGAGAGGAAUAGAGACAUGGGAGAGGAGGAAGUCAUAAAAGAAAUGUCAGUACUUCAAGGAGAUUUCCCAGAAUCGAAGUCUAGGGCUUUGUGCCUUCAUCAGCCCGUAUUAAGAGGAGGCCCCACGUAUUGGAGUAAGACUACCCUGUCCUCAGGCCUCAGGCGGCAGGAAUGAAGUAAGAGCCUCGCUCCCUAGGGGUCCAGACCCCACCACCAUCCUGCAGUCUCAGCCUUCCCAUUGUUAACAGUCCUGAGACUGUCAGAACAUUCUCAGCACGUACUAUGUGUUUAUCUCAGUCACCACAAGGAACCCGGAACUCAAGGGUAACCUCCACCUCUUGCAAAUGUAAUCCUCUACAUCUCUGCAAUUCCCCUUUUUGUCUUCGUGUGUUACCUUUCUCCAACUCCUGAAAACUUCACUCUACUCUCUGAAGCUGGCGGCCCAUUGGUAGUGAAAGUCCCUUCGUGCUCAGCAUCCCUGAACAUUGCCUUUACCUUCUCGCUGUAAUCAAAACCUCAUCCCUUGAGGGUGCUGUUUCUUCCCAGGCACCCUCUGAAAUGGUGGUUAUAUUUCUUCCACAUUCCUAAUAUCACAUAGCUUGGGUCCUCCUCUUUCUCUCUGUGCCAGGUUCAGGCCAUUCUCCACCUCUCCCUUUUCGCCAAAACCUCCAUCUUUGAAUCUUAUGUCAUCAGGCUGGAACCUCUGGGUCACAUGCCCUCGUUCCUUGAAGAUGUUAUCUUGUGGCCUGCUGUCACUCUGUUCAACAUUAAUCUUUUUCUUUUUUUUUGGCCUUACCAUGUGGUUUGUGGGAUCUUAGUUUCCCCGACCAGGGACUGAACUCAGCCCCAUAGCAGUGAAAGCACGGAGUCCUAUCCACUGGACCACCAGGGAAUUCCCCAGAAUCCAUUUUAACACGUUUAAGCAGAAAGGGAUUUCCUGCCUACCACUAGGUAGCUUACAGAAUUUCCAAAAAGGAAACAAGCUGGGAUGCCACAUAGAUGCCAAGAAAAAUGACGAGGGUCAGUACCAAGAGGCUCCAGUGGAAACCCAGCAGCUGCUGGUGCCUGCUACUAGACUGCCACCCCACCCCACUGAAAAGAGAGGCUAGACCUCCAGGAGGUUUGCUCCAUAUUCUGAGAAAAAGCAAGUACACCCACAACCAUUUUGGUAGGAUACUGACUGUAUGGUCUCAUGACCUUUAUUUCCAUCUUUUGAGAAGCUGUACCUGCUCAGUGGAAAUUGGUUGUAUGUGUACAUCUAAGUAGCAAGGGCUUCUGGGAAAUAGUUUUUGGAUUCUACCUGGGAAAGUGAGAUUCAUAAUGUGGGGAAAUCCUAAAAUGGGGAAGGGAUUUUCAAAAUAUUUUGGGCAGCUAUAAAGUAGCAGAUAGUCAUCACAGGCAUAGAAAAUGACCGAAAUCUCUGAAGAAUGCACUAUAUUCAUGCGUAGAGAAGGUCAAUAUCAAGAUUACAAUUUUUGCCAAGUGAAUUUAUACAUUAAAGGCAGUUCCAGGCUUCCCUGGUGGCGCAGUGGUUGAGAGUCUGCCUGCCGAUGCAGGGGACACGGGUUCGUGCCCCGGUCCGGGAAGAUCCCACAUGCCGCGGAGCGGCUGGGCCCGUGAGCCACGGCCGCUGGGCCUGCGCAUCCGGAGCCUGUGCUCCGCAACGGGAGAGGCUACAACAGUGAGAGGCCCUAGUAUCGAAAAAAAAAAAAAAAAAGUUCCAAUCAAAAUUACUAGGGGGUUUGUGUGUGUGUGCGUGCGUGUGCGUGUGCGCACGCACAUGCAACCUUACAAAUUGAUUCUAAAAUUUAUACAGAAGAGUAAAGGGCAGUAGCUAAGACAAUUUUGAAGAAGGUGGGAGAUUUUGUGCUACCAGAUAUUAAAUAUAUUGAUCUUCAAAACAACAAAACAAAGCAAAAUCCCCCAGAACCUAAGAUACACUGUAAUAUGAUUUAUAUGAAUUAAAGCAACAAUAUACUGUUUAGAAAUAAACACAUUUUAUGCAAAAUUAUACACAUGUAUACAAAAUACAGAAUUAUAGAGAAAUAAAGUGUAGUGUGAUCAAGCAUCAGUGGCACAGGCUGAGAAAAUAUACUUCUAUUCCUCUCCCCUCCUUCCUCCUUUAUUCUCCUCUUACUGCUUCUCUCAUUCUGUCCCAGAUUCCAGGAACUCAGUCCCAAAUGCUGCCCCCCAGUGGUCCAGCACCCCCCGUUUGCUGAAAACAAUAGUAGAUAUUUUGUUUCUAAAAUAUCUUGAAUUAAUGAUUCUCAAAGUACUUUACAAAAUGUGUUCUCUUAACACCCGUAUAAGUAGAUCAGUACAAAUAUUUUAUGGCUGUCCAGAAAGAAAUUAUGUGAUUUGCUGUAAUCUAAAUACAUUGUUUUAAAAGCUAGAUAAUAUAGAAAAGAAUAUAUUGCUUAAAGGAAACAUUUUGAAACUUUUAUUACAUGAAGCCCAAUUAUAAGGCUGGCUCAUAUAUUCUCAUAAAUGAAUCAGUAAUGAAUGUUAUUUCAUUUCUACCAAUCUGCCUACUAGUUACAAUAGAUUUGUGGUGUUAUAGGAAAUUUCGGUUGGUCAGAAUUUUCAAUUUACACCUUUGCCACCUACUCAAGGACACCUUGGAUUUUACUAAUGAUAAAAAUAUAUACUUUCCCCAUGCUGUUUCCCAUGCAAUAUUAAAGCACAAUGCACUGCAAGUUAGAUUUUCUUUUUGUAAAAUUUAUUUAUUUUUGGCUGUGUUGGGUCUUUGUUGCUGUGCGCGUGUUUCUCUAGUUGCCACUCUUCAUUGUGGUGCACAGGCUUCUCAUUGCGGUGGCUUGUUGCAGAGCACGGGCUCUAGGCACACGGACUUCAGUAGUUGUGACGCACGGGCUUAGUUGCUCCACGGCAUGUGGGAUCUUCCUGGACCAGGGAUCGAAUCCAUGUCCCCUGCAUUGGCAGGCGGAUUCUGAACCACUGCACCACCAGGGAGGUCCCCAAGUUAGAUUUUCUAUCUCAGGUUUGUAUAAAAAGAAACUCCAGAGAUGGUAAAUGAUCUUGCUUAAGGGACACAGUGGCUAGAGAGAGAACUGAAGCAUUUCGAUGCCCCCUUUCAGCUCUGAUUUUAACUUUCUAAGAAAAACAGUCUCAAGUAUAGCAGGAGUUUUCAGUGUAUCAAGUAAUUACUUACAUGGGAUAGAUUAUUUUUUUCUUGCUGUUGUUUUGCAGGCAGUCUUAGCAGCUUAGUUGCAAUUUGUUCUUCAGUGACUAGUAGCAAAUUGGUUAAUUAUGGAAGGAGUGAUGUCCAUUAGAUUGCAAAAGUGCAAAUAUUGAGUCUCAAAUGUAUAGGUAGCAGAAAUGUGAAGCCAAAUUGUGUCCGUUCCUGAGAAGGAGGUUCUCUUUAUAGCCACUGCUGUGCUGGGACAGGGCAGUUUUCUUGUACCUUCUCAACUCUCUCAUUUCCCAUAAACAAGACGUCUGAUUAUUUUAUAAGCAGUUGAGAAGAGGUGUCUACAUUAUUUCCACUUUUAAUCUCUUGAUCAUAUAAAAUGGCUUUUAAAUUUUUUUAAGUUUUUUUUCUAAUUAGAACUACAUGUUUUGAGCAAAAAUCUAGCCUAGAAGAGUAUCUAGGCCUGAAUUUCACCACUUUUAAUAGUUUGGUGAACACACAAACACACACGCACACACAAUGAAUGUGCAUUCUGUAAUAUGCAUAUUGUAUCAUAGACUCCUUUUUUCAGUUAGCAGAAUACCAUGCACUUGUCCUAGUCGACAGAUGAUCUAUAAUGUCAUGUUUAAUAGCUACAUAAUAUUGCACUGCAUGGAUUUCUUCAUGGAACCAGUCUCUUAUUAAUGAACAUUUAGGAUAUUUCCAUUUUGAAUCGCUUUAAAUACUUUGAUGAACACCUAGUACAUACAUGGUUGACACAGUCAUGAUUUAUUAUUUUUUAGCUGAUGUCUACAGUUUUUUUAAAUAAAAGAAAUAGAACAUUUCUCAUAAAUUAAGGGUUCCUUUGAUACUGAGUCCAAGCUCGUCCAGCUUGCUGCACAACAGGCCAGUAAAUCGGGAGACGAGUUGUUGAUGCAAGGAAUAAUGGCUUUAAUGGGAAAGCUAGCAGACCGGGAAGAUGGCAGACUAGUGUGACAAAGAACCAUCUUCCUUCAGUCAGAAUUCGGGCUCCUUUUACACAGAGGAGGGGGAGGGGGCCCCUGCGAUGCCAACCAAUGGCCGAGCGGGACCGCUAACGGAUGCUCGCUAACAGCCCUGCACUAACAGCCAUGUGCCCACCCUGCCCCUAUUAUACCUUUUGUUCUAUUUUGCUGUUUUAUUAUUUUUCCGGAGCUAAUCUAUAAAUAGUAAAUGGCACUGCUUUUCACAUUUGAAAAAGUUGACGUCUGUGCUGUUGUCCCAGAGAGGCAGGAGACAGUUAUGCCGUGUGCAAUCACGUACUCUAAUUCUCUCUUCGUCUCUGUGGGUUAUUAGUCUAUCCCGUUUUUCAGCAACACCGCAACGAAGAGUAGCGCCCGCUCGCCGCAACUAGAGAAAGCCUGUGCACAGUAACAAAGACCCAACGCAGCCAAAAAUAAAUAAAUUAAUUAAUUAAAAAAAUAUUAAAUUUACUAAAGAUAACAGUAUUGUUAUUAUGUAAGAGAAUAUUCUGAGGAAAUAUACCCACUGAAGUAUUUAUGGAUAAAGGGCCACAAUGUAUGCAAAUUACUCUUAAAUAUUUCAGAAAAAAAUGAUCAUCUAUCUAUCUCUGUCCAUCCAUCCAUCCACCCACCCACCCACGAGAGAGAGAGAGAGAGAGAGAGAGAGAAGGAGGGAGAGAAAGAAAAAGCAAA
Messenger RNA from Lagenorhynchus albirostris (white-beaked dolphin), 10717 nucleotides. RefSeq names its product zinc finger protein 621 (gene ZNF621). NCBI's taxonomy places the organism in Eukaryota, Metazoa, Chordata, Mammalia, Artiodactyla, Delphinidae. The transcript is spliced from 5 exons. The coding region runs from base 872 to 2269 and encodes 465 amino acids. Gene Ontology annotation, molecular function: RNA polymerase II cis-regulatory region sequence-specific DNA binding; DNA-binding transcription factor activity. The record is from RefSeq and is a predicted model, not a curated record. Gene Ontology annotation, biological process: regulation of transcription by RNA polymerase II.